CUGCGCAAGCUCCAAAGUGCCCGGGCAACCGAUCGGCAGCCGAUACAACGUCGAGUGACCCGAUUCCCUCUCGUCUCUCUCGUUUGACCCUUUCCUCCCACUUUCUCCGAGUUGUGUUGUGCCUCGGCCUCGUCCCUCGUGCCCCCGGUGCAACCUCCCCAAGGUUCUCCGGAGGAAAAACUCUCAAGGCGCACACGGCCGGGUGGCAAAUCUAGCUAGCAGGGAGCGUGUGAUCACCGUGCGAGAGGGCUCCCCCGUGCCGCGCCGUGCCAUGCGGCAAGAUGGCAUCCACCGUAGCGCCAUUGAACGCCGACGUCGACCUGCCGACGAACGUGACCGCGCAGACCCACAAUGCGACGGCGUCCAAGGUCACAAACAUGGUGGUGUGCUACUCGCCCAUGAUGAUCACCACCAACGGCAUCUGGCAGGGCGUCAACCCGCUCGAGUUCUCCCUCCCGCUCUUCAUCCUCCAGGUCGCCGUCAUCGUCAUCACCACGCGCUUCAUCGUCCUCCUCCUCAGGCCCUUCCGGCAGCCCCGCGUCAUCGCUGAGAUCCUCGCCGGCGUCGUGCUCGGCCCGUCCCUGAUGGGCCAGAUGGAUGUGUGGGGCAACAUGGUGUUCCCGCAGCGCAGCCUGCUCACGCUCGAGACGGUGGCGCACCUCGGCCUUCUCUACUUCCUCUUCCUCGUCGGGCUGGAGAUGGACCUCGACGUGAUCAGGCGGUCCGGCAGGAAGGCGCUGUUCGUGGCCUUGGCCGGGAUGGCGCUGCCCUUCUGCAUUGGCACCGCCACGUCCUUCAUAUUCCGGCACCAGGUGUCCCGGAACGUGCACCAGACCUCCUUCCUGCUCUUCCUUGGCGUCGCGCUCUCCGUCACGGCGUUCCCGGUGCUCGCCCGCAUCCUUGCCGAGAUCAAGCUGCUCAACACGGACCUCGGCCGCAUCGCCAUGUCCGCCGCCAUCGUCAACGACAUGUGCGCGUGGAUCCUGCUCGCGAUGGCCAUCGCCAUCACGGAGGUGGACAGCACGGCGCUGUCGUCCCUGUGGGUGCUCCUCUCCGGGGUGGUCUUCGUGCUCAUAUGUUUCUACGUCGUGCGCCCAGCGAUGUGGUGGCUCAUCCACCGCAUCCCCGAGGGCGAGAGCAUCAGCGACAUGGAGGUGUCGCUCAUCCUUGCCGGCGUCAUGCUCGCCGGAGUCUGCACCGAAGCCAUCGGCAUCCACUCCGUCUUCGGCGCCUUCAUCUACGGCCUGGUCAUCCCGAGCGUGCCGCUCGGCGUCACACUCAUCGAGAAGCUCGAGGACUUCGUCACCGGGCUCCUCCUCCCGCUCUUCUUCGCCAUCAGCGGCUUGCGUACCAACAUUACCAAGGCGCGUGAUCCUGUGACCGUCGGCCUGCUCGUGCUCGUCUUCGUCAUGGCCAGCUUCGCUAAGGUCAUGGGCACCAUCAUCAUCGCCGCGCUCUACACCAUGCCGUUCCGUGAGGGCAUCGCCCUCGGCUUCCUCAUGAACACCAGGGGGCUCGUGGAAAUGAUCGUGCUCAACAUUGGGAGAGACAAGCAGGUGUUGGAUGACGAGUCGUUUGCGGUGAUGGUGAUGGUGUCGGUGGGGAUGACGGCUCUGGUGACGCCGAUCGUGACGGGGUUGCACAAGCCGGCGCGGCGGCUCGUCGUGUACAAGCGGAGGAACCUACAGCGCAUCAGGCACGACAGCGAGCUCCGGAUGCUGGCCUGCGUGCACACCACCCGCAACGUGCCGUCCGUGCUGUCGCUGCUGGAGCUGUCCAACCCCAGCAAGCGCUCCCCCAUCUUCAUCUACGCGCUCCACCUCGUCGAGCUCACGGGGCGAGCCUCCAACAUGCUCGCCGCCGCCGCCGCCUCUGCCUCCACAAAUAAUAACCGGUCUGGCUCCUCUGCCUUGCCGGCUACGACGGAGCACAUCUUCAACGCCUUUGAGAACUACGAGAUGCACACCGGUGGUGUCUCCAUCCAGACGCUGGCGGCCGUGUCGCCGUACCAAACCAUGCACGACGACGUGUCCGUCCUGGCGGAGGACAAGCACGUCUCGCUCAUCGUCGUCCCUUUCCACAAGCAGCAGACGGUGGACGGCGGCAUGGAGCCGAUCAACCCCUCCAUCCGCGCCUUCAACGAGAGCCUCCUGUCCGCGUCCCCGUGCUCCGUCGCCAUCCUCGUGGACCGCGGCCUGAGCGCCGCCGCGGCGCGCAUGGCCGACGAGCACCGCCUGGUGCUCUUCUUCUUCGGCGGGCCCGACGACCGCGAGGCGCUCGCCUACGCGUGGAGGAUGGUGGAGAACCCCAGCGUCAGCCUCGCCAUCGUGCGGUUCCUCCCGCCGGACUACCGGGAGCGAUCCUUCUCCAGCCCCACCUACCGGUCGGCCGACACGGCGGACUCACGCGCGAUCAACAUCGGCACGGAGGGCAAGACGGAGCUGGAGAUGGACGAGGAGUACCUCGGCGAGUUCCGCGCGCGCAACCAGGGCAACGGCGCCAUCAUGUACGCCGACAAGACGGUGACCAACAGCGAGGAGACGGUGGCGGCCAUCAGGAGCAUGGACAGCAGCACGCACGAGAUGUACAUCGUUGGCCGCCGCCCCGGCGAGGCCGGGUCGCCGAUGACGUCGGCACUGGAGGACUGGAUGGAGUGCCCGGAGCUGGGGCCCAUCGGUGACAUGCUCGUGUCGUCAGACUUCUCCAUGGGGGUGUCGGUGCUGGUGGUCCAGCAGUACGUGGUGGCCGGGGCGCCCGUGGCAGCCGCGGCGCCGGCCGCCAGCGUCGAUCCGGUACGCCAGUACCUGAGCAACGCCAACUUGCAUCCGGUCGCGGGGCCCGGGGGGUACCAGACGAUCCCGCCGUCGUCGGCGGCCAAUAGCUGGUCUAGCGGCACCGUAGGCUUCUGAGGCGCGUAGGCUCUUGGCUGUUGGAAUCUCUGUACUGUGUAGGAUUAGUUGUAUCGUUACUCGGUCAUGGAACGUGCGUGAAGGCUGAGAUUAUUGUCUUCUGAUCUAAGCCUGCUAGCUAGUAGCUUUUCAAAGUGAUCACUCUUAGAACUAGACAAUCUAGGCAGAUUAGCUAUGUAAUACUCCCUCCGUCCCAAAAUUCUUGUAUUAAAUUUAUUUAGAUAUAAAUAGGAAAAAUGUCCGUGCGUUGC
This is a messenger RNA of Hordeum vulgare subsp. vulgare (domesticated barley), 3160 nucleotides long. RefSeq names its product cation/H(+) antiporter 15-like. Lineage: Eukaryota; Viridiplantae; Streptophyta; Magnoliopsida; Poales; Poaceae. Gene Ontology annotation, cellular component: endomembrane system; membrane. The coding region runs from base 282 to 2909 and encodes 875 amino acids. The record is from RefSeq and is a predicted model, not a curated record. Gene Ontology annotation, biological process: proton transmembrane transport; regulation of pH. Gene Ontology annotation, molecular function: antiporter activity. The transcript is spliced from 3 exons.